GAUCAAUAGAAAUAAUUAAAUAAUCCAACAAAUUGAUCGCCGCCGCAAGUGCUGUUCCGGUGCAGAUCCGUUCCCUCUUACCGGUAUGUAAUAAUGGAUCCAAUUUAGGGUUUUUGUCUAUCCGUCGAAUCGGUGAUAUGACUAACCGAUUUCAACUUUCAUCAACAACCGACUAGAUUCGAUAUGUGUUUGAUGAAUUGCUCGAAUUGAUGAUGUGUAGGGUACUCUCAGAAAGAGUAAACAAAAAAGGGAGAGGGGCGGGCAUGUACGGGAGAAAAGGGUAUCAGCUGAUUAAAGAUUUUGCGAGCGGGGAGAAGGGCCACCUCAAACCUUUCAAUAGCAAGCUCUUUGACGAGGCUAUCGAGGAAUGCGACCAGAAUCACCAUCUCAUCCAGUCUCUCAUAAGGAAAAUGCAACAAGAAGGGUUGGAUGUUCACGACAACAGAAACGCUGAUCACUAUGGAGCACUCGUUCAUCACCUUUCUUUGAUCCGCAACAAGCGCUGCCUCAUGGCCUAUGUGCACAAUAGAGCAGACAUUGUGCGUGAUCUGGCGUGGACCAUAGGACUUGAAAUUAUCGAACUUCCACCUGAUAUCCAAGAGAAGCUCACCGCACUCGAGAAAGACUACUUCAAGAACCAUUCCGUAGCUAUCACAUCAUACAUGGGUAAAGUAGGAAUCGAGUUGAAUGUGGAUAUGGUGCCUCCAAAAGAUCCAUACAUCAAGAUCAGAGUUGUGGGAGAUAUCGAGCAAGGAAUAGUGAUGAGUGACAAGACAACAAAUUUCACCCGUCACUCUAUGCAUUUCCUUAGACGAACUGAUGCUGAACCCUACAUUGCUCGGGGGCAAAUGGAGGAACUGACAGGUUGAUUCAUCUAAAGAAGCUCUGGUGAUCUAUCUCAGAUUUAUUACACGCUCUUGCUGCUCUGUGAUCAAAAGAGUGCAAGCUUAUUUGUAUAAUUGUAAGAUAGGACCAAUGAAAGAAACCUCAUACCAAAAAAAACUCAUGAACCACGUUACUUCACUGCUUCUGUAAGUUGGAAUCUUUAUUACAAUCAUCAUCAUCAAUAGAUUCGUCCCUCUCCCCU
This is a messenger RNA of Raphanus sativus (radish), 1087 nucleotides long. RefSeq lists its product as uncharacterized. Bases 210 to 869 code for a protein of 219 amino acids. The transcript is spliced from 6 exons. The record is from RefSeq and is a predicted model, not a curated record. NCBI's taxonomy places the organism in Eukaryota, Viridiplantae, Streptophyta, Magnoliopsida, Brassicales, Brassicaceae. Gene Ontology annotation, cellular component: GINS complex. Gene Ontology annotation, biological process: DNA replication; DNA strand elongation involved in mitotic DNA replication.